GAGAAAGAGAGAGCGAGAGAGAGAAAGAGAGAGCGAGAGAGAGAAAGAGAGAGCGAGAGAGAGAAAGAGAGAGCGAGAGAGACAAAGAGAGAGAGAGACAAAGAAAGAGCGAGACAAAGAAAGAGCGAGAGAAAGAGAGAGCGAGAGAAAGAGAGAGCGAGAGAAAGAGAGAGCGAGAGAAAGACAGCGAGAGAAAGACAGCGAGAGAAAGAGCGAGAGAAAGAGCGAGAGAAAGAGCGAGAGAAAGAGCGAGAGAAAGAGCGAGAGAAAGAGCGAGAGAAAGAGAGAGCGAGAGAAAGAAAGAGAGCGAGAGAAAGAGAGAAGGAGAGAAAGAGAGAGCGAGAGAGAGAAAGAGAGAGCGAGAGGGAGAAAGAGAGAGCGAGAGAGAGAAAGAGAGAGCGAGAGAGAGAAAGAGAGAGCGAGAGAGAAAGAGAGCGAGAGAGAGAGAGCGAGAGAGAGAGAGAACGAGCGAGAAAGAGAGAGCGAGAGAGAGCGAGAGAGAAAGAGAGCCAGAGAGAAAGAGAGAGCGAGAGAGAAAGAGAGGGCGAGAGAGAGAAAGAGAGAGCGAGAGAGAGAAAAAGAGAGCGAGAGAAAAAGAGAACGAGAGAAAAAGAGAACGAGAGAAAAAGAGAACGAGAGAGAAAGAGAGCGAGAGAGAAAGAGAGAGCGAGAGAGAAAGAGAGAGCGAGAGAGAGCGAGAGAAAAAGAGAGCGAGAGAAAAAGAGAGCGAGAGAGAGAGCGAGAGAAAGAGAGCGAGAAAGAGAGCGAGAGAAAGAGAGCGAGAGAAAAAGAGAGCGAGAAAAAGAGAGCGAGAGAAAAAGAGAAGAACGAGAGAGAGAGCGAGAGAGGGAGCGAGAGAGUGAGAAAGAGAGCGAGAGAGAAAAAGAGAGAGCGAGAGAUAGAGAGAGAGAGCGAGAAAGAGAGAGCGAGAGAGAGAAAGAGAGCGAGAGAAAGAGAGAGCGAGAGAGAGAAAGAGAGAGCGAGAGAAAAGAGAGCGAGAGAAAGAAGAGAGCGAGAGAAAAAGAGAGCGAGAGAAAAAGAGAGCGAGAGAAGAAAGAGAGCGAGAGAAAAAGAGAGCGAGAGAAAAAGAGAGCGAGAGAAAAGAGCGGAGAGCGAGAGAAAAGAGAGAGAGAAAGAGAGCGAGAGAAAGAGAGCGAGAGAGAG
Messenger RNA from Carcharodon carcharias (great white shark), 1164 nucleotides. RefSeq names its product RNA-binding protein 25-like. The transcript is spliced from 4 exons. NCBI's taxonomy places the organism in Eukaryota, Metazoa, Chordata, Chondrichthyes, Lamniformes, Lamnidae. The annotation marks the transcript as partial. The record is from RefSeq and is a predicted model, not a curated record.